Molecule: messenger RNA, 1985 nt
Organism: Oryza sativa Japonica Group (Japanese rice)
Lineage: Eukaryota; Viridiplantae; Streptophyta; Magnoliopsida; Poales; Poaceae
Product: serine/threonine-protein kinase rio2
Biological process (GO): protein phosphorylation; maturation of SSU-rRNA
Cellular component (GO): cytosol; preribosome, small subunit precursor; nucleus
Molecular function (GO): protein serine/threonine kinase activity; ATP binding
Source: RefSeq, a predicted model, not a curated record
CUCGGCUUCUCGCCACCGGCCCACGCCUCUCUCCUCUCCCUUCCUCCCAACCCCCACCCGCCGCCGCCGCCGCCGCCGCUCGAUUCCAACGUCUCAACCCUGACCUAGCGCCGCCGGCCAGCCGCUCGCCGCCUCCUCCGCGCCCUCACCUCACAGUUCCCACCCGUGCGCCUUUCCACGGGCUAGGGCGCCUGCGGCGCGGCGGAACAGCAGCCGCAGCAGCAGCAGGAGGAGGAGGAGGCCAUGAAGCUUGACGUGAACGCGCUCCGCUACCUCUCCAAGGAUGACUUCCGCGUCCUCACCGCCGUCGAGAUGGGCAUGCGUAACCACGAGAUCGUUCCUGCCGAGCUCGUCGACCGCAUCGCCGGAUUGAAGCACGGAGGCACAUAUAAAGUGCUGCGGAAUUUGUUGAAGAACAAAUUGGUGCAUCAUGAUGCUACUAAAUAUGAUGGUUAUCGGCUCACAUAUCUUGGGUAUGAUUUCCUCGCCAUCAAAACCUUGGUUAAUCGUGGAGUAUUUGCUUCAGUUGGUCGGCAAAUUGGUGUUGGAAAGGAGUCAGACAUCUUUGAGGUUGCCACAGAGGAUGGUACCGUUUUGGCCAUGAAGCUUCAUAGGUUGGGUAGGACAUCUUUUAGGGCUGUGAAAUCCAAGCGUGACUAUUUGGCACACCGGAGGAGCUUUAAUUGGUUAUACCUGUCACGACUAGCGGCCCUAAAGGAAUUUGCUUUUAUGAAGGCUUUAGGAGACCAUGGAUUUCCAGUUCCCACUGCUGUUGACUGCAACCGGCAUUGUGUGAUCAUGUCACUUGUGCAGGGAUAUCCACUCGUUCAAGUAAAAGAGUUACAAAAUCCAGACGAUGUUUUUGACACAAUUCUUGGCCUUGUUGUUCGUUUGGCGGAGCAUGGGCUGAUACAUUGUGAUUUUAACGAGUUCAAUAUCAUGAUUGAUGAUGAUGAGAAAGUUACAAUGAUUGACUUCCCGCAGAUGGUAUCUGUUAAACAUCGGAAUGCCCAGAUGUUUUUUGAUCGAGAUAUUGAAUGCAUCUACAAAUUCUUUAGGAAGAGGUUUCAUCUUUCCUCAGAGAAAUGUGAAGAACAGGAUGGGUCAGACAUUGAUGAUGAUGAGAAUAGCAGGCCAUCCUUUCUGUCUAUACAAAAGGCUGCUGGUUCAUUGGACAAGGAGCUAGCUGCCAGUGGUUUCACCCGAAAAGAGCAAGUUGAGAUGGACAAGUACAUUGACCAAAAUGCUGAAGAAGAGAGCUCAGAUGAUGAUUCAACAUCAGAACAAGAUAAUGAGGAUGGUGAUGAUGUGGCUGUUAAAAUCGGUUCCUUAAAAAUAGCAGAGCAGGAUUCUGCUGAGGUGCCUGAUUGCACUCUUGCUUCAAAAGAUUCAAAUGAACCUGAAACUUUUGCCAAAGAGAACGAAACGAGCACAAGUUGCAGUGGUGAGAACAACUCAAUAAAUCCAUCCCCUUCUAGCAAUGGGGACGCUAAGGAGCCAACUGAAUCACAAGACAACGAUGAUAGUGACGAUGACUCAUCAGAUGAUCCUGAUGGCGAGGAUGAUGAUGCUUUGGCAAAGCAACUGAACAAGCAAAGGAAGAGGGCAAUUGCUGCCGCGCAUGGGCGGAGAAGGCCUAUCUCCUCAAGGAAUGCAUACAAGUACAAGGGAAAGGGCACCAUGAAUUCCAAAAUCGAGAGGCAGGCAUGCAAAUGGUGAUUGUUGUACGAGUCAUUUAUAGCAGGAAUACUUGAGAUAAGUCGAGCUUACGUUUUGUACGGCUGUAAGAACUGAUGACUGUUAUAUGGAACGAGCAUUAUGUGUGUUCUUCACAGUUUUGGUCGUAAGAGUGAUGCUUCGUCCAUUAUUAGCCUGUCGAAUAGUUAACAGUUAAAGCGCCAUUUACUCUAUAUGCAUCAUCUGAUGAGUGUUGUUGCUUGCUGCUGGACAGCCUGAAUUGAAGCAAAGUUCAGUUUUUUUGUGCC